Delphinapterus leucas (beluga whale) is the source of this 1922-nucleotide messenger RNA. It is a transcript of the gene SHISA8, whose product is annotated as shisa family member 8. Gene Ontology annotation, cellular component: AMPA glutamate receptor complex; postsynaptic membrane; postsynaptic density. Gene Ontology annotation, biological process: regulation of AMPA receptor activity; regulation of short-term neuronal synaptic plasticity. Lineage: Eukaryota; Metazoa; Chordata; Mammalia; Artiodactyla; Monodontidae. The record is from RefSeq and is a predicted model, not a curated record.
AGCCGGAGCCGCAGCCAGAGCGCGGGCAGCGCGGAGCGGGCGGCGGGAAGGCAGCCGUGUCCGGCGGCCCGCCGCCCCCGCUAGGCCCCAGACCCGCACACCCGCCGGGCCGGGGAGAGGCCGGGACCGAGCGCAGGCGAGGACCCGCCGCCCUGCCCGGGAGGAGUCCCAGGGCGUGGACUGGCUGGCUCGGGUCCGAGGUGAGGCUAGGCGCAGGACGCGCCCGCCGGAGGCGCGGCCCCGCGAGCCCACCCGGGUCUGGGGUCCUCUAAGGAGGCUGACGACCGAGGAGGUAUCCGCCGGGAGCCAGCGCUAGGACGGCAGGGCGGGCUUGAUCCCUACGGGCGCGGGCGAGCGGGCCCGGAGCGCGGCGGGAGGGAGCCGCGCCGCGCCGCCAUGCGCCGGGUGCUGUAGCCGAAGGCGCGGGCCCGAUGGAGCGGGCCUGGGCGCAGGGGCUGCGCGGAGGCCGCGGCCCGCCGGCGCUCGGGCUCGCGCUCGGGCUGGCUCUGCUGCUGGCGCGGCCGCCGUCGGGCAGCGCGGGGUCCCCCGAGGCGCAGGAGCCGGCGGCACCCGGCACGGCGGCCCCGGCCGGGGGCGACCGCUGCCGCGGCUACUACGACGUGAUGGGGCAGUGGGACCCGCCCUUCAACUGCAGCUCGGGCGCCUACAACUUCUGCUGCGGCACGUGCGGCUACCGCUUCUGCUGCCACGACGGGCCGCGGCGCCUUGACCAGAGCCGCUGCUCCAACUACGACACGCCGGCCUGGGUUCAGACUGGUCGGCCUCCCGCGCGUGCCCGCGACGCCACGGUGCCCCGGGACCCGGGCCGCGAACGCAGCCACACGGUCGUCUACGCGGUGUGUGGCGUCGCCGCCCUGUUCGUGCUGGCCGGCAUCGGGGCGCGCCUGGGCCUGGAGAGGGCGCACAUACCGCGCGCGCGGCGCACCGUGACCAGGACACUGACAGAACUUCUGAAGCAGCCUGGCCCCCAGGAGCCACUGCCUCCACCUCUGGACCCACCUCUGGGUAGCUGUGUCCAGCUGCAGAUGGGCGAUGGCCUCCCCCGGGGCUCCCUCCACAAGAGCACAGACAAGAAACGCCCCAUCAACGUGCCCCUGGCUUCGGCGACAGCGGGCCCCCCGCGCGCCCCGAGGCUGCAGGGCGGCGGCAGCCUGACGAGGCAGCCGGACUACGCCAAGUACGCCACCCUAAAGGCAGCCGCGCUCAAGGCCGCAGAGGCCUCCCCGCGGGACUUCUACCAGCGUUUUCCCGCGACUGAAGCUGCCCCGCCGACCCUCCCGGCACGAGCCCGGAGGCCCCCCGAGGACUUGCCUGCACUGCUCGACGCCUGCCCCUGGGCCCCGCCGGGCUACGUGCCCCCCGCCGGCCCCACCCCAUCGGGCCACUACAAGGCCUGGACGGACGGCCGCCCGGCCCAGCCCGCCCCCCGCGGCCACCUGGCGGCUCAUGCCUCCUCAGCGCCCCGGAGGCCCGGCGACGCACCCCGGCGCCAGUUCAGCGUGGAGAAGCUGCCCGAGGCCUUCAGCCCGCAGCCCCCUGGCCUUUAUGGCCGCGCCAGCCGCGGACCCAGGCACCUGAGCACCAACAGCAAAGCCGAGAUCACCGUGUGAAGAAGGGGCCGCUGGUUCUGAGGCACUGCACUGCCAGGAGCCCUCUUCUGCCUGGGGGACUCGCCAUGGGCUUGAUCGGGGGGCCAGGCUACCGGAAGGAGGGGUGCUGGCCAUGAAGGCCAGCCCACUGGACUAGGAGCCUCGGAGCCUGCAGGGCUCCUGGGCCCACUUGGGUAAAGCCAGUGGUUCUGUCCUGGGGGCCUUAGGGCCCGGGUUCCUUGUGUAAAUAAACCCUUUUCUGUGACUCCCAACCCUGAGAAUAAAGGAGCCCCAGCUUGGCUCUGCGAGGCA